Messenger RNA from Stegastes partitus (bicolor damselfish), 3718 nucleotides. RefSeq names its product arf-GAP with Rho-GAP domain, ANK repeat and PH domain-containing protein 1. Gene Ontology annotation, cellular component: cytoplasm. Bases 110 to 3535 code for a protein of 1141 amino acids. Gene Ontology annotation, biological process: regulation of cell shape; signal transduction; positive regulation of GTPase activity. The record is from RefSeq and is a predicted model, not a curated record. Gene Ontology annotation, molecular function: GTPase activator activity; phosphatidylinositol-3,4,5-trisphosphate binding. The transcript has 26 exons. NCBI's taxonomy places the organism in Eukaryota, Metazoa, Chordata, Actinopteri, Pomacentridae.
ACACCCAGGAACACACACACCGACACACACCGACACCGGACAGAGAUCCAGGUAAAGAACAGUAAAGAACAGGUGUCUCAGGUGUACUGACACAGGAGCUGACAAAAAGAUGACUCCUCCCCCCGUCCCGAAACCUCGAGCGCGAUACCUGAGGGACAGCUGGAGCUCCGCCUCCUCUCUGGACAGAGAUGUGACUGGAGAAAAUCUACAGGCAGAGUUUUCCAACGGAGCUCACCUGAGCACAGAUGAAGAAGCUCCUCCUCCUGGUGAUCAUGGUGCCGUCUUCCCAAGUUUGGCUGGCGUUGCUGACCUCAUCGCCACCAACAUUCCAUCACUGGCUGGAAUUGCCACAGCCAUCGGAAGCUCCGCCCCCUCAGCCCCCUUAGCCCCCCCCUCCUUAAAUAGUAUGGCUGACAGCAUCGCCACCAACAUUCCUGGCCUAGCAGAAGCUGCUAGCGCUGUGGCUAACCCCAGUGCGGCUGCACAGACCUCCCUCUCUGCUGCACUUGUUCCUGCAGAUAACACAGGUACUGCUAAUUUAGACAGCAUUGUCAGCUCACUAGCUAACAUACCCAGUUUAACAGGGAUUGUUAGUGGUGUGCCUAACCCUGCUAUUAGCUCCGCCCCUUCGGCCCCACCCCUCUCAGAGGAUAAACUCCGUACACUCCCAAAGAUUGCUGGAGACGCUCACACAGAUGUUGGACUCCUGUCUCAGCUGGUGACGUCAGUUUUAGAUCCGACUGCAGACGUCAUAUUACCAUCUGUAAAGAGCACUGCGGAGUCCACAGAGGAAACUGAGGAAGGUUUGACUUCAUCUUCUCGCACCACCAAAGAAGAAAACCCGUAUGUGACCGUGUUGGCCUGUUGGACGAACCAAGAGGAAGUGGACACUGAGUCAUCCAAUGAGGAAGAAGAAACAGGGAUAAAUCCCGCCCCCUCUGGAACUGAGGGAGUAAUGGAAGAUGAUCCCAACUCUACAAAUACCAACAAUGUCUCAUCCAAGCAUUUGGGUCGGCUCAUCCCCACUCGACCAGCCCCGCCCCCUCCUCGCACAGCUGGCCAAUCAGGAAAACCUGUGAAACAGAAGAUCCCAAGGGCGGCCACCAUCCGGGUGUCGAGGAAGAAGGGGGGCAGUGGGAGUUUGGCUGCUCAGAGUGCCGUGGUUCGAGCCAGCUGGCUGGACGUCUGGAAGGGCUUCAGACACAGUGUUUUAUGGGCGACACUGGACGGACAGCUGAUGUCUCUGUGGAAAAAACGCACAGACCGGUUCAGUGAGGUGCUGUUUCAUGUGUCCAGCAUCACCAAUGUGAAAAAACAGGACAAAGGCAGAUUCUCGGUUUACUUCAGGAAGAAACAUUAUGACUUCAUGGCUCACAAAGACGAGGUCCAGGAUGGUUGGAUCACAUCUCUGCUGGCAACUCGGGGCCAGCCAAGCCCCACCCCCCCGGAGCUGCACGGACCAAUCACCAUCAAGGACCCGCGGAGCCGUGCCUACGCUGCCCUCUGGGGCCAUGACCUCUGGAUUUACCCAAACAAGGAGGGCUUCCAGCUGGGCAUCGCCUCCUUCUCCGUCCCCCUGAACCUGGCCACAGUGAAAUCUACAGGGAAGCACUCAUUCACCCUCAUCACUCCUUACAGGAGCUUCAGCCUGUCUGUUGAUUCGUCGAAGGACUUGUCCGUCUGGUUGGACAGCCUGUCUUCGACCAUCCGCAGCGCUCUGUCCUGCAGCCAGGUGGCGCUGCGUCUCUGGGAAAACCCCUACAACAAGGUUUGUGGAGAUUGUACUGCAGCCAAUCCUGAGUGGGCGUCGGUCAACCUGCUGUUGGUCAUCUGUCAGGAUUGUGCAGGUCAGCAUCGAGCUCUGGGCAGCAACCUGUCGAAGGUACGCAGUCUGAAGAUGGACAACAAAGUCUGGACUGAACCACUCAUCCAGCUGUUUGUUACCUAUGGUAACCGCUUGGCCAAUCAGAUGUGGGCUCCGGUGGUGCCGCCAGCAGAGCAGCUGCAUCCUGAGUCGACGGACGCGGAGAGGUCACAGUUCAUCCAGGAUAAAUACAGCAGGGGGCGCUACAGACGAGUCCACGCUCUGACGUCGUCCCCCUCCAUGAUGGAUCAGCGGCUGCGUCAGGUGGUCUGCAGCAAGAACGUCGAGGAGACGAUGUCUCUGAUCUGCUCUGGAGCAAAGGUGAGUCCGUCUGACCCACAGAGUCCCUCCCCCAUCUUGCUGGCUGAGAGAGCCAAUCAGGCGAUGCAAACUGAGCUGCUGCGGCUCAACGAGUACACAGAGGUUCCACCUCACCUGCCCCAGUCGGCCAAGCAAAGACUUGACUCCGCCCCCUCAGGUGAGGAGGAGGAGCUUCACGGUAAACUGGAGGACGACCGCUUUCUGUUCUCACUUGAGAAUGACUCUGCAGCCUGCGAUGUUCUGGACCUGCGAGAGGUUCUGUCUGUGUUCCUCAGAGAUGGGCCGGCUAAUCAGUUUGAGAUGGUGACGCUGAGCGAUCAGCUGAUCUGCAACGCCGAUGACAAGGAGGCGCUGCAGACUCACCUGGUUCACAUCCUGAAGGUGAUUCUCCCAGGGGGCGUGUCUUAUGCAGAAGUGGGCGGGGCCUCUGCUGUCAGUAAAGUGUGCGUUGUAGAAGUGGGAGGAGCCUCGAGUCAUCCAGACGCCUGGUUGUUACUGUGGGAGGACGGAGUCAGUGUUCACCCGGUCCAGAGGCACUCGCAGCAGCCUCUAAAGAUGGAACUGAGCGCGCUCAGUCACCAUGAGAUGAAUCCAUCUGAAAAUAUAAUCACCAUGGCGACCACAGGCAGGAUCGUGGCGUUGCGAUUUGAGGAGCAGCACAGCUGUCAGUCCUGGUUCAACCACCUGCAGAGAGCUCUGGCCAAUCAGAGUUCAGCUCCGCCCCAUCCUCCUGCGGCCAAUCAGAGCCCAGCUCACCAGGCGCUUUACCCAGUGAUCGACGUGGGGUCAAGAGGUUCGGUGCCGGCAGCCAUCGAACGCUGCAUCUCCCACGUCACCGCCUACGGUCUGAAGGUGGAGGGUGUUUACCGUCGCUGUGGUCUCGCCACCAAAGUCAACCGAUUGGUGGAGGCCCUGAUGACAUCAGCAAAGUCCGCUCCCCUGGAGGGAGACGAGCAGGGUGUGCUGGAUGCUGGCUCCGCCCUCAAACAAUAUGUCCGCCAACAGGAGAGUCUGAUCCCCGACGGACAUCGACAGCAGUGGCUGCAGGCAGCAGUGAUUUCAGAUGAACGCAGCAGGUUUAAAGAAUACAGACGGUUACUACGGCAACUUCCUGAUGACAACCGGGCAACACUGAAUGCUCUGUUUGGACACUUUUACAUGGUCCAGGUGUUCUCUCAGGUGAACAAGAUGUCAGCUCACAACCUGGCGGUAGUUCUGUUUCCGUCUGUGUUUCAGACUCUGAACCAGGAUCUGAUCAGACUCACCAGAGAGUUCAUCAUCCACCACACGCUGCUGUUCCUGACGCUGGAGGACGAGCAGAGGGAGGAGGAGGAGAUCACCGUCUUCUGAUGAAGAACUAAUGAAACUGAAAAGAUGAUUUUGUUUUACUUUUGGGAUGGAAGAUGGACAUUUUAAUGAAACAUUUAUUGGCACUGAAGCGAAUCUCUGUUUAACAAAUCAGUCUGCAGAUUAUUUUCUUUUUCAGACUGAAGUGAUUACUGAGAAUAAAUAUUUCUGAUGUUUUCUGCAGUG